Molecule: messenger RNA, 1320 nt
Organism: Fraxinus pennsylvanica
Lineage: Eukaryota; Viridiplantae; Streptophyta; Magnoliopsida; Lamiales; Oleaceae
Source: the annotation of a GenBank genome assembly
AUGGCGGAUUCUCGAAGAAAUUUUGCUCUGUUUUCAUUGCUGAUUGUUAUGCUGUUCCUUGACGCAAAUGCAGUGAUUGGAAGUGCUGAGGAAAGUAGGCAGUGGAAGAGCUCGAGGAACACAACAAUGGCGGAUAGGUCAAGUGAAGAAGUUGGGUUCAAACACGAACACUUGGUAGAUGAUCCUGAAGCAGUUGCUUCCAUGGUUGAUAUGACUAUCAAAAAUAGUACACAGAGACGGGAAUUGGGAUUCUUCUCAUGCGGAACAGGAAAUCCUAUCGAUGAUUGUUGGCGCUGUGAUCGCAAUUGGAUGCAACACCGCAAGCGCCUUGCCAAUUGUGCCAUUGGCUUUGGGCGCAAUGCCAUUGGAGGGAGGGAUGGCAAGUACUAUGUUGUCACUGAUGCAAGUGAUGAAGAUCCUGUAAAUCCCCGUCCUGGCACCCUACGCCAUGCUGUAAUUCAAGACCGGCCUCUAUGGAUCAUAUUCAAACGUGACAUGGUGAUCACCCUAAAGCAAGAGCUGAUAAUGAACAGCUUCAAGACAAUUGAUGGCCGUGGGGUUAACGUCCACAUUGCCAAUGGCGCUUGCAUCACCAUCCAAUAUGUGAACAACAUUAUUAUCCAUGGCCUCCACAUUCACGACUGCAAACCCACUGGCAAUGCCAUGGUUCGAAGUUCACCUUCUCACUAUGGUUGGAGAACAAUAGCUGACGGUGAUGGCAUUUCCAUUUUCGGGUCAAGCCACAUUUGGAUUGACCACAAUUCCCUCUCCCAUUGUGCCGAUGGCCUUAUUGAUGCUAUCAUGGGAUCCACUGCAAUUACAAUCUCUAACAAUUACUUUAGCCAACACAACGAGGUUAUGUUAUUGGGACACAGCGAUUCCUAUCACGGAGAUAAGGUUAUGCAGGUGACAAUUGCCUACAACCAUUUUGGGGAGGGCCUAGUCCAGAGGAUGCCAAGGUGCAGACAUGGGUAUUUCCAUGUGGUUAACAAUGACUACACUCAAUGGGAAAUGUAUGCUAUUGGUGGCAGUGCUAAUCCCACCAUAAACAGCCAGGGCAACAGAUUUCUUGCCCCUGUCAAUCCUUUUGCAAAAGAGGUGACAAAGAGAAUAGGGAGUCCAGGUCAAAAUUGGAAGCACUGGAAUUGGAGAUCAGAAGGUGACCUUAUGCAAAAUGGUGCUUAUUUCACUCCAUCUGGGCGUGGUGCUGCAGCUAGUUUUGCCAGGGCUUCAAGUUUAGCAGCCAAAUCCUCUUCCUUGGUAGGAACCCUCACCUCUAAUGCUGGUGUACUUUCCUGCCGCAAAGGUGUCCAGUGUUGA